ACUGAGAGAGACUUCUAGUGGAAACGUUUGCCAUUGAAUUUACACUGAAGACGCUGAGAGAGACUUCUAGUGGAAAUGUUUGCCAUUGAAUUUACACUGAAGACGCUGAGAAAGACUUCUAGUGGAAACGUUUGUCAUUGAAAUUAUUCUAAAGACGCUGAAAAGUUGUUUUUUUUUCACUUCGUCUCGUCGCGGGUGCUGUUUUCUCUUUGCAGCCUCUGAAAUCGCUCCCGCAACGCGGACACACACACACACAAACAAAAUGUCGUCUUUCCGACGUCAGUUCAAGAACCUGGUGAAGAAAUACUCGGAGGCCGAGAUCAAGGUGCGAGAGGCGACUUCCAACGACCCCUGGGGCCCGUCCAGCUCGCUGAUGUCCGAGAUCGCCGAUCUGACCUACAGCGUCUCCGGGCUGGCGGAGAUCACCGCCGCGCUGUGGGAGAGGCUGAGCCACGGGGGGCGGAGCUGGCGUCACGUGUUCAAGUCCCUCCUCCUCCUGGACUACCUGCUCCGCGCCGGCUCCGAGAGAGUGGCUCAACAGGCCAGGGAGCACGGCGCCUGCAUCCGGGACCUCCAGCGAUUCCACUACAUCGACCCGGACGGCAAGGACCAGGGUCUCUCUGUGCGCGUGAAGGCCCGUCAGGUGGAGCAGCUGCUGUCGGAUGAGGCGGCCCUUCAGAGAGGGAGAGAAGCGGCCCUCAGGACCAGACAGAGGCUGGCCGUGGGACUGAAGAGCGGGGACAGGGACAGAGAGAGGGACAGAGCACAGUUCCACUGCCCAGGCUGUCCGAUGGCAGAGCUGAGACUAGGAGAGAUCUGUCCUCAAUCCAAACCCGAAGAGGAAAUGCAGCUGCAGAUCACAUUGGCUGAAAGCACAGAGGAGCAGGAGCAGCAAACGGAGAGUCAGGACUCUGUUCUGUCGCCCCCAUCCCAGAUGAGCAGUGACCCCUGGGAGCACACUCUGAUGCAGGCAGACAAUGACCCGUGGAGACCAGCAGCUCCUAAAAAGUUGCAGAAGUUUCUUCUCAAAUGUUACGGCUAA
Acipenser ruthenus (sterlet) is the source of this 1042-nucleotide messenger RNA. Its product is annotated as epsin-2-like. The transcript has 5 exons. Gene Ontology annotation, cellular component: endosome; plasma membrane; clathrin vesicle coat. Bases 263 to 1042 code for a protein of 259 amino acids. NCBI's taxonomy places the organism in Eukaryota, Metazoa, Chordata, Actinopteri, Acipenseriformes, Acipenseridae. Gene Ontology annotation, molecular function: phospholipid binding; clathrin binding. Gene Ontology annotation, biological process: endocytosis. The record is from RefSeq and is a predicted model, not a curated record.